Messenger RNA from Didymella exigua CBS 183.55, 1494 nucleotides. RefSeq names its product GroES-like protein. The record is from RefSeq and is a predicted model, not a curated record. The transcript has 4 exons. Bases 159 to 1229 code for a protein of 356 amino acids. Gene Ontology annotation, molecular function: oxidoreductase activity. NCBI's taxonomy places the organism in Eukaryota, Fungi, Ascomycota, Dothideomycetes, Pleosporales, Didymellaceae.
GCUCGUCCGACUUACUGCUGUCACCCGGGCAAAAUAUGACGGACGUGUCACCUCGGAGCAUGAUGAUGUAAGGUUCUACAAGAACCUAUAUAUGCGCUUCUCACACAGUCUUGUUACUAUGCAGCUCAACCUUGACCGUUAAUCUCGAAUAACGCAUCAUGUCACAUCCCUCAACAUACUCCGCCUGGCAUCGCAGCGGCCUCAGAGGAACGAAGGAGCAGCCCCUAACCAUCUUCCGCACUUACGACGAAGCCCUCCCUUCAACACUCAACCCCAACGAUGUCCUCAUCAAGAUCCACGCCAUUUCGCUUAAUUAUCGCGAGAUUGCAAUGCUGAUCGGCACGUAUCCUAUGGAUAUACAAGAUAAAGGCAUUCCGUGUUCGGACGCCGCAGCCGAAGUCGUUGCAACUGGAUCUUCUGUCUCCCGAUUUGCUGUCGGAGAUCGCGUUUGCCCGAAUCCUAGUAUUGGAAAGACGUACGAGGGAGGAUCAGACGGGAUGAGCGUCGGUGUUGGUACGAAUGGUCCGGGUGUGCUGAGGGAGUAUGCGGUCUUUGAUGAACAGCACCUGGUCAAAGUGCCUGACCACUUGUCCUGGGAAGAGGCAUCAACCCUUCCUUGUGCGGGUGUUACUGCGUGGAACGCACUUAAUGGACUCAAGAACGUUCCGGAAGGAGCGUACGCCCUGCUUCAAGGUACUGGCGGUGUCAGUAUGUUUGCACUAAUUUUGUGUAUAUCCGCUGGCAUCCGGCCGAUCAUCACGUCUUCAUCCGAUGAGAAGAUUGCUGCGAUCAAGAAGCUCAGUCCGCUCAUCCAAGGUCUGAACUACAAGACCGUGACGGAUCAAGGCGCCGAAAUUCAGCGUCUGACUAAUAAGCGCGGAGUACACUUUGUCGUCAACAACACCGGCCCCAAGUCACUCAUGGACGAUAUCAGCUUCUUGUGCGAGCGAGGUGGAACAGUCUCGAUGGUUGGGUUCCUGGAGGGAUUCGAUGCAGAUUGGGCGCCCGGGCAGAUCAUGAGCCUGAUGCACAAGUCCGCGAAAUUGCAGGGCAUCGCCAUGGGUACCAGAGACGACUUUGAGGAGAUGAACCGCCAUUUGGAGGAGAAGAAGGUUCACUUGGCCCCAUUACUUACAGAUGAGCCUUUUACUUUUGCGAACGCAGAAAAGGCUUACGAGCGACUGGAAUCGGGAAAUUUUCACGGGAAGAUUGUGAUCAAGACAGAGUAGCAAAGUGGUAUUAAUGCAAACGCGCAUGUCCCAACACAGGUGGCUUGGAAAUUAAAUUUGCUUAUAGUCUACUAAACUGCAGCCGCCAAAAUGACAUCCGCAGCUUUCUCCGAAAUCAUGUAAAUAGGAAGAGCAAGGUAUGUGCCCGGGAUCUUUGGAAAGGAAGAAGCAUCAACGACUCGGAGACCUUCAAUGCCACGAACCUUAAAGUUACCGUCGAGUACGGCGUUCACGUCAUCGUCUGCACCAAUUGGACAAGUGCAAG